Molecule: messenger RNA, 2385 nt
Organism: Aegilops tauschii subsp. strangulata
Lineage: Eukaryota; Viridiplantae; Streptophyta; Magnoliopsida; Poales; Poaceae
Source: RefSeq, a predicted model, not a curated record
AGGUUGGGGUUGGGGUCACCGCCCGCCCGCCCGCCGGACGCGCCAGCGACAGCGACGAAUCAAUCAAUCCGCCUCGUUUUGCCGCCGGGCCGGGCCGCGCCGCGCCGAUCCGGUCAGCGCGCGCGUCACGCCCCACUCCCCCGCUCCCGCCCCCGCUCCCUCUCCCCGUCGGCUAUUGCGGUCCGACGCGGCGCGCGCCUCCACUCCCGCCCGCCCUCGCUGUCCGUGGCGGGCCUACCUCACGCGGCCGGCAGUUGGCAACCGUGGCCGCGCGGGCAGGCGGGCGGAGUCCUCCCUCCCCCACUUUCCGCUCCCACCACCUCCUCCUCCCUUUCCCCUUCCCCCACGGAGAGGAGAGGAGCGGGAUCCUUCCCAACCCCACCUCCCGCCCCGGCCCGGCCGCCACCCUCCAUUUUCUUUUCCGAGCUCGAAUCAAGUCCCCUCGCCCUGCCGCAGCUGCCGCCGCGGCCUAGCCCUUGACUCUUCUCCACGACGCUCCCCCGCUGUCUUUUGACCGCUCCAAACUUGCUUCUCUUCCCCCGUGAUCGCGGCUAGCCAUGGGGUUAUGAGUGACACAGCGCUUGCUUUGGACGCAGCUGUUCGUCCGUCCGGCAGCGGCACGGCACCCGCUGCCGCAUCAUAACCGCCGGCCUGCCCUUUCUGCUCCAUCUGGGAAGUUAACUCCUCCCGAAAUUCCCUUCUUUCGGUACCCCUGGGAAAAGGGGAGGAAAAGGCGCCAUCUUUUCCGAUCCCAGCUUCAGCUUCAGAGGCACACCAUCUUCCCCUGAUCGCUCACGCGGCAGGCUUCCAGCUUCAGGGAUCGAGUGAAGCUCUUCUUCUUCCCGAGCGGAAUUAAAGCUCUGGUGCACCUGUUUUGAGCUCAGGCAGCAGAUCCCCGCGCCGGAGGGGGAUCUUCUCGCUGACAGAGUCAGACGGUCUCGGUCCAACUGCUCCCGUGGCUCUGCCUAAGCUCUGUUCCAGUUUGGGGGCUCCGUCUGCUCUGCUGCGGCCUCGAUGGACGGCCUCCCCGACGCGGCGCCGCCCGCGCCGACGCCGCAGCAGCAGCCGAAGCGGGACGAGUGGAGCGAGAGCGGCAUCUCGCGCCUGCUGGAGGCCUACGAGGCCAAGUGGCUGCUCCGCAACCGGGCCAAGCUCAAGUGGAGCGACUGGGUCGACAUCGCCCACGACGUCUCCGCCCACUGCUCCUCCUCCGACCACGCGGCCUCCAAGCCCGGCGCCGCUGCCGGGGGCACCGCCAAGACGCCCAACCAGUGCAAGAAUAAGGUCGAGUCCAUGAAGAAGCGCUACCGGGCCGAGUCCGCCGCCGCCACGCGCGCCGGAGUAGCCGGGGCGGCCAGCGCCUCCGGUGGCCCGUCGUGGCGCUUCUUCGGCCGCAUGGACGGGCUGCUCAAGGGGCCGGCCGCCGGCUGCUCUGGCCAGCCGCAGGCGCAACCGGAGCCGAGUAGCGAUGGCAUGGUCCAGCUGCCGCGAGCACCGCCGAAAGCAGAGCCGGAGGUCGACGCCGAAGCGGACACCGCCCUCCAGCAGCCGCCGGACACAGCAGGGCCGCCCGUCGCGCUCUCCAAGCUACUCAACGCAGACGCCAACGGCUCCGCAACGGUGAAGGCCGAGAAGACCGUCGAUCUGGCCACGCACAAGGAGAGCAGCAGGGCGGCUGACAGCGACGCCGAAAAUGUGAGCUCUCCGCGGAGCAAGGAGGUGGAGGUGGAGGCGAACGAUGACGGCGCCGAGGAGGUGGACACGCCGAGAAAGAGGAAGAGCCCGGAGCUGGACGUCGCGAGGAGCAUCGAGCUGCUGGCGAGCUCGUUCCUGAAGAUCGAGCGGGCCAGGCUGGAGGUGUACCGGGACACGGAGAGGAUGCGGGCCGAGGCAGAGGUGAAGAAGGGCGAGAUGGAGCUGAGGAGGACGGAGAUCAUGGCCAAGACGCAGUUGCAGAUCGCCAGGCUCUUCGCCAAGCGGCUCAAGGAGUGCGUCGGCGGUAAUGGUGGCAGCUCGUCUCAAGUGGACACCCUUGCCAAGAAAGGCGAAAAUGGUUCAGGGUGACUGGCCAAUCAGAACACCUGUGAACUGUGAUUCUCUUCCCCUGGCGUCGCACUCCAUUCAUGUGCGGAAAAUGUAUGUCGAUUGAUUUAGCCUCACCAUGAGAGUGAAGGCAUAGUGUAGCCAUAAAUAUCGAAACGCAAUAACGGAAGCGUCGGUGCCCCUUUCCAGCAGGGUGUUAGAAGAUGCAGUUUUACAAUCAGGAGUAGUUUGCUAGUCCGAAAAUUUGUCAACUUGCAUUCCUACUGAAACUGUUUUACUGACAACCAUUGUAAGAUGCUGUGGUUCUCUCGCAGUGCUGAAAGCCGGAUGCUUCAGGUGGUA